UAUGACGUCGUCAGCAGAAGCUUGGAAGUGUUUAUUGUUCCUUCCCUUUGAAGAGAGAAAGAAGGCUAGCAAGGCAAAGCAAUAACGAUUACAUAGACAAUUUUCAUAGUUUCAAGUAGCGAAGCCACAGUAAACGGCCGAGGCAGGUUGACACAGGACCCAGUGGCCAUGGCAUAUGCGUAUCUCUUCAAAUACAUCAUUAUCGGAGACACGGGUGUUGGGAAAUCAUGCCUAUUAUUACAGUUCACGGACAAGCGGUUUCAGCCGGUGCAUGACCUCACUAUCGGUGUGGAGUUUGGGGCGCGGAUGAUCACUAUAGACGGUAAACAGAUCAAGCUGCAGAUCUGGGACACGGCCGGCCAAGAAUCCUUCCGCUCAAUCACUCGGUCCUACUACAGAGGGGCAGCCGGCGCCCUGCUAGUGUACGACAUCACAAGAAGGGACACCUUCAACCACUUAACAACCUGGUUAGAGGAUGCUCGCCAACAUUCCAACUCCAACAUGGUCAUCAUGCUCAUUGGGAACAAGAGUGACCUGGAGUCCAGGAGAGAGGUGAAGAAGGAGGAGGGAGAGGCCUUCGCCAGAGAGCACGGCCUCAUCUUCAUGGAGACCUCCGCCAAGACUGCAUCCAACGUAGAAGAGGCAUUCAUCAACACAGCGAAGGAGAUAUACGAGAAGAUUCAGGAGGGUGUCUUCGACAUCAACAAUGAGGCUAACGGUAUUAAGAUCGGGCCCCAGCACGCUACCACCAACUCCACUCUCUCCGGUAGCCAGGGGGGUCAACAGGCCGGCGGGGGAUGCUGCUGAACACCCCUCGCCCCUCUGUCCCAUACCACCCCACCUUGCCCCGCCCCUUGUGUUUCUACUGGACUGGUCGGGCUCACUAACAUUUUCUUAACCCCUCCCCACAGCCUUGCCAAUGGAGAGUCUAAUCGUGUACUAGGUGUCUGUCAGUCAAAAAUACCAAGCAAAACACAUUAAAGUACCCUGGUCCUGGUGCAAAACAUGCCCCUGUAUAAGAGCAUUGGAGCCUGUCUUGGUUGUAGAUUGAUAGGUUGUUACUGUUGUGUUGAAACAGGCAGGGUGCUUUAAGAUUGGGACUCAUCAUAUCUAUCUGUACAUCUGUCAGACAGUUGUGGAUAAUGUCUUUUUUUUUCACUCCCAAGUAAGGAUUUUUUUUGUGCCCUUUUGACUUAAAAGCUUAAUUGUAUUUAACACUACAAUGUUGGUCAUCAAUAGUAUUUUAAUCGGUUUCAUGUGGGAGAAAGAAAGCUUUGGGGAAGUUGGGUGAACUCUAAGUUUGAAAUAAAAGAAACAGCUGUGUCGGAAGUAGCGGCCAUGUCUAAAGUGAAGUUUAAGGAAGAAAAGGAAAAAAAAGCAGGACUCUUUUUAAAUCUCUAUUUAUCAGUCACAUUCUGUGUGUAUAUAUAGUUAGUUAUCCUUUCUUGCUUUAGUGUAUGUUGACCAAGCUAGAAUUCUUUGAAAUUGCUGGGAACAUCUAUACUGUACGAAUAGAGCUUGAAACUGCAACAGUAUUGCAAAAAAAAACAAAAAAAAACCCCUGCUUUGACACCAUUUUAAGAUCAUAUUUUACUUAAUUUACUUUUUGUCCUGCCACCUGCCUUGCCCCUCCCCUCUAUCUCUGUGCCCUCGAUCUGCUAUGACUGUGUAUAGAAACUUUGGCUCAAUAUUCUGCAUCUAUUUUAAUGCCAACAUUUUGUGUUUACCUGUGUUCAAUAACCACAAAUACCAGAAUUUGAUCACCUCUGCUCGGAUAAGAGAUCUCAGCUGUUUGCCUUAACGGAAAGAUUGGGAAAGCAGAAGAGUGAGAAAAAUGAGAAACAACCAGGUUGCGGCGGAAUCAUUCCAGUAACUUCAAUUUGCGUAUUCUUAUACAUGCUCAUAGACACAUUCUUACAUUAAAACACACAUUGCAUACUCUAAAUGUAUACAUACACAGAUUUCAACAGUACAUGCAUGCUUAAAUGCAUACAUGUGUCCUUACACACAAACAACCUGCGUAUGUCUAUACCUACAAGCCUGCAUAUAUAUAUAUUUUUCUCUUCGGGAAUUUGUUUUUCAUGCAGUCCGCUGUGGAGCGUCGGUGCAGAGCAGCGUUUUCCUGUAGGUGUGUGUGAGUGGCUGUGUACAGCCUUGCUUUCUUUGGCUGUGCGUUCUGUUAGUAGAUAUUAUGGUGAACAUCUCGUCUGUCGUCAGAGGGUCGCGGGAAAAGCCAAACCUGGAGUAUCUAUGUGACCCCCCUCGACAUUUAUUUGCUGUGUUGGUUCUUCUUAAAAAUGAAAAAAAUGCUAUCACAAUAAACUAUAAUAAAACAUUCUAAGCUUAAAUAUCAUUUGAUUGUCAUGUAGGGGAAAAAAAUUGCUAUGUUUAAGAUGUACAUUUUGUAAUUUCCUUUGUAGAAUUUAUAUUUUGCCUUUGAUCCCCUAUAGUUAUUUUCUGUUUCUGUGUUGGUAUAUGAAUGAAACAAUUAUAUAUGGAUCCAUACUGUA
Messenger RNA from Oncorhynchus masou masou (cherry salmon), 2510 nucleotides. Its product is annotated as ras-related protein Rab-2A-like. The record is from RefSeq and is a predicted model, not a curated record. The transcript has 8 exons. Gene Ontology annotation, molecular function: GTP binding; GTPase activity. The coding region runs from base 169 to 807 and encodes 212 amino acids. Gene Ontology annotation, biological process: vesicle-mediated transport. NCBI's taxonomy places the organism in Eukaryota, Metazoa, Chordata, Actinopteri, Salmoniformes, Salmonidae. Gene Ontology annotation, cellular component: Golgi apparatus.